This is a messenger RNA of Odocoileus virginianus texanus, 1291 nucleotides long. The record is from RefSeq and is a predicted model, not a curated record. NCBI's taxonomy places the organism in Eukaryota, Metazoa, Chordata, Mammalia, Artiodactyla, Cervidae.
UGCAGAGAAGUUUCACUUUCAGUUAUGGAUGGUGCAGCAUCAAAAGAAAUACAGCUCAGAGGAAUACCACCACAGGCUGCAGGUGUUUGCCAGCAACUUGAGGGAGAUCAACGCCCACAACGCCAGGAACCACACAUUUAAAAUGGGACUGAAUCAAUUUUCAGACAUGAGCUUUGCUGAAUUAAAACGCAAGUAUCUUUGGUCAGAGCCUCAGAAUUGCUCAGCCACCAAAAGUAACUACCUUCGAGGUACUGGUCCCUACCCAACCUCCAUGGACUGGCGAAAAAAGGGAAAUUUUGUCACACCAGUGAAAAAUCAGGGCGGCUGCGGCAGUUGCUGGACCUUUUCCACCACCGGGGCCCUGGAGUCUGCUGUCGCCAUAGCAACGGGGAAGUUGCCCUUCCUGGCUGAGCAGCAGCUGGUGGACUGUGCCCAGAACUUCAACAACCACGGCUGCAAAGGGGGUCUCCCCAGCCAGGCCUUCGAGUACAUCCGGUACAACAAGGGCAUCAUGGGUGAAGACACCUACCCCUACAGGGGCCAGGACGGUGACUGCAAGUACCAGCCCAGUAAGGCCAUUGCUUUUGUCAAGGAUGUAGCCAACAUCACACUGAACGACGAGGAGGCGAUGGUAGAGGCGGUGGCCCUAUACAACCCCGUGAGCUUCGCCUUCGAGGUGACUGCUGACUUUAUGAUGUACAGAAAGGGCAUCUACUCCAGUACUUCCUGUCAUAAGACUCCAGAUAAAGUAAACCACGCAGUGUUGGCUGUUGGGUACGGAGAAGAGAAAGGGAUACCCUACUGGAUCGUGAAGAACUCUUGGGGCCCCCAGUGGGGAAUGAAGGGGUACUUCCUCAUUGAGCGCGGGAAGAACAUGUGCGGCCUUGCGGCCUGUGCCUCCUUCCCCAUCCCCCUGGUGUGAGCCCCGGCGGCAAUGACGGGUCAGUGGAGGAAGCGAGGACCAGGCAGUCGGGGGCCCAAGAUCCUGCCCUGGAGGACAUGUCGGGAGACCACCCCCAACCCGUGGCCCUGCACUCUGCACCUCACCCCCACGCUAGACCUAGAAACCGAGAGAAAACUGGGAGGUGAAUCCUACGGCGCAACAAGCCUGCCCACGUCUUCUGCCACAGAGGUCACCACCAGCCGUGUGCCUUACGUGUGGUUUCUCACUGAUCAACCCCUUGUGGACAAGGAGUAUUCUUUCUUCCCAGAAGGGCUGUGUUUCACAUUGGGGAGAAGCUCCACUGUCUCUUCUGUGGUCUUUAAUAAAUCUACAGUGGGCACCUCCUGA